GAAAGAAUCUUGAAAUGGAAAGAGUAAGCAGUUUCUGGGUAGCUAUGGUGUUGGGGAUUUUUCUCUUGUCAGAAACCAGUAAGAGUCUUGUUGAGAAUGAUAAGCAAGCAUUAAUGGAGUUUGUAAAGAAUGUCCCUCAUUCAAGGCCUCUGAACUGGGAUGAGAAGCUCUCAGUUUGCAAGAACUGGAGUGGGGUGACCUGCAGUGAAGAUGGUUCCAGGGUUACUGGUCUGAGAUUACCUGGGGCAGGUUUUCAUGGCCCAGUUCCAGAGAAUACCCUCAGCCGUUUAUCAGCUUUGCAGGUCUUGAGCCUCAGAUCCAAUGGCAUUUCUGGGAACUUCCCUUCAGAUUUUGGUAAUCUGAAAAACUUAUCCUAUCUUUAUCUGCAGAACAACCAUUUCUCUGGGCCUUUGCCUUUGGAUUUGGGUGUUUGGGAGAAUCUCACCAUUGUUAACCUGUCCAACAAUGGGUUCAAUGGUAGCAUUCCUUAUUCGAUUUCGGGUCUGUUUCGGCUCACUCAUUUAGACCUUUCAACCAACUCAUUCUCUGGUGAAAUCCCUGACAUGAAUCUCCCUAACUUGCAGUUCUUGAACCUGUCUGACAAUUACCUUAGUGGCGUCGUCCCUGGGUCACUUCAAAGGUUUCCUAGGAGCGUGUUUUUCGCAAACAAUGUGUCCUUUUCCUUGUUGGACUAUUCUGUUUCCACCCAAAACCUGAAACCCAAGAAUAACAAUUCUGCAGGGGAGUUGAGUGAGAGGGGUUUGGUUGGAAUCAUACUAUCUGUGAGUGUGAUUGGGAUUCUUGGAUUUGGUUUUCUGCUGCUUAUCUGUUGUCUUAGAAAGAAACAGGAAGAGCCCUUCCAGCAUGGGAAUAUGGAGUCACCCGAGAAGGCGAUUUCGCAGACCCAAGAAGAGACAAUGAGCAACAGAUUGGUGUUCUUUGAAGGUUUUAACUAUGCAUUUGAUUUAGAAGAUCUUCUUGGAGCUUCUGCUGAGGUACUGGGGAAAGGAACAUAUGGUAUGGCCUAUAAGGUGAUACUCGAGGAGGCAGCGACGGUGGUGGUGAAAAGAUUGAAGGAAUUGGGAGUUGGGAAGAGGGGAUUUGAGGAGCAAAUGCAGGUUGUGGGAAGUAUAAAACAUGAGAAUGUUAUUGAGCUUAGAGCAUACUACUUUUCCAAAGAGGAGAAGCUCAUUGUCUAUGACUAUUUCAGCCAUGGCAGCGUUUCUGCAAUGCUACACGGCAGGAAUGGAGAAAGCAAGAGGCAUUUGGACUGGAAAACGCGGCUGAGGAUAGCCAUUGGAGCAGCAAGGGGGAUUGCUAGAAUCCAUGAAGAGAAUAACGGCGGGAAGCAGCAGCUGGUUCACGGCAACAUAAAAUCCUCCAACAUCUUCCUCAACUCCAGGCAAUACGGGUGUGUCUCCGACGUCGGAAUCUCCACGAUUAUGAGCCCAUUAACUCUGCCGGUUGCCCGUUCAGCAGGCUACUGUGCACCGGAGGCCAUGGAUAACCGGAGAGCAGCGCAGCCGCCGUCCGACGUCUACAGCUUCGGCGUGGUCUUACUGGAGCUCCUCACCGGGAAGUCCCCUCUCCACGCAACGCGCGGCGGCGACGAGAUCGUCCACCUCGUCCGGUGGGUCCACUCGGUGGUCCGGGAGGAGUGGACGGCGGAAGUGUUCGACGGAGAUCUUCUCAAGUUCCCAGACGUUCAAGAGGAAAUGGUGGAGAUGUUGCAGAUUGCCCUGUCAUGUGUGGCCAGGGUGCCAGAUCAACGGCCUCAAAUCCAUCAAGUUCUGAAAAUCAUCGAAAACCUUCAACAUACAGAUAUGGAGAAGAGGCAAUCGUUUGAAAACACAACUUCAAAGCCGCCAUUGCCACCCACUCAAGGAGAGUUAUUGGUUAUACUGGAUUCACAAGAUCAAAUUACUAUAUACUAAGUGAGAACGUAACGUAGGCUCUAUCUCUAUAAUCAUAUUUUUAGACGAAAGUUGUAUCGAUAUAUAUUUCAAUAUAUUGAUCUUGUGAGUUUUGCAUAAUUCACAACAUUUGCAGUGGUGAAAAAAAAUUCUUUUUGUGUGUUUUUCUUUCCAUUCACCCUCUUGGUGAAGGGCUGCAAAUUUUUGU
This is a messenger RNA of Ipomoea nil (Japanese morning glory), 2121 nucleotides long. Its product is annotated as probable inactive receptor kinase At4g23740. The coding region runs from base 15 to 1934 and encodes 639 amino acids. The transcript has 2 exons. NCBI's taxonomy places the organism in Eukaryota, Viridiplantae, Streptophyta, Magnoliopsida, Solanales, Convolvulaceae. The record is from RefSeq and is a predicted model, not a curated record. Gene Ontology annotation, molecular function: protein binding; protein kinase activity; ATP binding. Gene Ontology annotation, biological process: protein phosphorylation.